Molecule: messenger RNA, 1376 nt
Organism: Spathaspora passalidarum NRRL Y-27907
Lineage: Eukaryota; Fungi; Ascomycota; Pichiomycetes; Serinales; Debaryomycetaceae
Product: acyl-CoA thioesterase
Exons: 1
Coding region: 52-1119 (355 amino acids)
Biological process (GO): fatty acid catabolic process; acyl-CoA metabolic process
Cellular component (GO): peroxisomal matrix
Molecular function (GO): fatty acyl-CoA hydrolase activity
Source: RefSeq, a predicted model, not a curated record
UUUCCCUGUUUAUUGCAACCACUACGUACUACAAACACACACACACACACAAUGGAACAACUCAAGAAAGACGUCUAUUCCGAAGAAAACCCAGUCGCUAAACUCGAGACAAAGUAUGCUCUCACAAAAGUGUCAUCUACUGGUAACACCACCACUCUCAUGGGCAACUACCCACUUGAAUCAUUUAGAGAGAAUGCCAGAGGAACAUAUGGUGGUGAAUUAAUAGCCCAAGGAAUAAACGCCGCUUGGGAAACUGUGCCCCAUGAUAACUUCCAUCCACAUUCACUCCACUGUUACUUCGUUAAACCAGGAUCUACUCAAUCACCAAUACGGUGGGAAGUGGUACACAUUAGCGAUUCCCGUAAUUUCGCUAACCGGAUGUUGAUGGGAUACCAGUCGCACACCAACAAGCUUAUAUUCACCUUGCAAUGCUCAUUUGCCAAGGAUAAUGAUCAAGCUAAACGUGAUUUGGAGUAUAAGGAAAGUAAAGCUGCGGGAGAACCAGUCAAGUCUAUCCCAUUCACAUUCAAGAAGAGCCCCAAUGAACGGUUUUUCCAAAUGAAGGAGAAGUUACAUGAUAUGGAAGAUAUGAUAUAUUUUGAACAUACUAAUGAAAACCUUGCUCAUGCGGUACCGAAGGAAUUUUUCCGUCCUAGUAAACAUAUUGAUUUGAAUAGUGUCGGGAAUAAAGAAUUUGGGUUGUUUGUUAAAGUGCUUGACAAUUACAAGUUGGGUAAAGAUUACGCCCAUCAAUCACAUUUGGGACUCGCAUUUGCUUCCGACUCGUUAUGGUUGGCUACUAUAAUUAAAGCUAUUGGUUUGCCACUCACUGCAGACGAGGCAGAUUUCUUUAGAGUCAGUCUUGACCAUUCUUUAUAUUUCCAUGAUUUCGAUUUCGAUUCUAGUGAUUGGAUUUUCUUGGACUAUAGAUUUGUCAAUAUGGGAAAUAAUCGUAUCUUGACUGUGAUUAACUUUUUCAGUAUUGACGGCAAACCCAUUGCUACCGCGGUGCAAGAAGCAUACGGGUUCUUACCAGAGAGAAUGAUCAAUGCUUCCAAGGAAUUACAUGAUAAGUUUAUUAGGGCAGAACAGAGUUCAAGGUUGGAUGCAAAGUUAUAGUAUAUCAAUAGAAUAUUUAAUUUGUUACAGACUCCCGUCUCCCCUGUAGUUGUAAGGUAUUGCGGCGAUGUUAUUAACACACCACUGUUGUGAUGAGAACUUAAGGGGAUAAUAUAGUUACACACACAACAUAUUAUGAUAUGACUUUUGCUUUUACACGAGGGAUGGAAAGUUGCCUAUAAAUAGCUCCCGGUUUAUUCACCUUUCUCUAAACUUUUAUAUUAGAUAAUCAUCAUCAAUUAUACAUUAAAAUGUUU